This is a messenger RNA of Polypterus senegalus (gray bichir), 2056 nucleotides long. Its product is annotated as neuronal migration protein doublecortin-like. Lineage: Eukaryota; Metazoa; Chordata; Cladistia; Polypteriformes; Polypteridae. Gene Ontology annotation, biological process: photoreceptor cell development; intracellular signal transduction; axoneme assembly. Bases 148 to 1218 code for a protein of 356 amino acids. The record is from RefSeq and is a predicted model, not a curated record. Gene Ontology annotation, cellular component: axoneme. The transcript is spliced from 7 exons.
GUCUGAAAGCCAGACAAAGGCAAUGUGAGAUUGUCUCUCUGUCCCUGCAGCAUCCACACCCUCCUAGUGCUAGACAUUCGGGGCCUUCUACAAUCAAACUCUGCUGAAGCCACCAUACAUCCUCCAACCUGGUUUAAAUCUUGAAACAUGGAGCUAGAUUUUGGACACUUCGACGAAAGAGACAAAUCCUCCCGGACAACAAAAGGACCCCGCAUGAAUGGACUGCCGAGCCCUACUCACAGUGCCCACUGCAGUUUCUACCGCACUCGCACCUUGCAAACACUUACCAGUGAGAAGAAGGCGAAAAAGGUGCGCUUCUACCGCAAUGGUGACCGCUAUUUUAAGGGCAUCGUAUACGCAGUAGCCACGGACAGAUUCCGUACUUUUGAUGCUCUUCUGGCAGAUCUCACUCGCUCCUUGUCUGACCAUAUUAACCUGCCACAAGGUGUCCGUUUCAUUUUUACUAUUGAUGGCAACCACAAAAUUACAUCCAUGGAUGAACUGGAGGAAGGGGAAAGCUAUGUUUGUGCAUCAGAGAACUUCUACAAAAAGGUAGACUACACCAAGAAUGUCAAUCCCAAUUGGUCAGUGAACGUCAAAGCAUCUGCUAACCAGAAAGGCUCGCAGUCACUGGCUAGUGCUAAAGGAUCCAAUGAAUUUAAGGAAAGUAAGGAUUUUGUACGGCCCAAGCUAGUCACCGUCAUGAGAAGCGGAGUCAAGCCACGGAAGGCUGUGCGUGUCCUCCUCAACAAGAAGACGGCACACUCCUUUGAGCAGGUGCUCACUGACAUUACGGAGGCCAUCAAGCUAGAAAGUGGAGUCGUUAAGAGGAUAUAUACCUUGGAUGGCAAACAGGUUACAUGUCUUCAGGACUUCUUUGGGGAUGAUGACGUCUUCAUUGCAUGUGGGCCAGAAAAAUUCAGAUAUGCCCAGGACGACUUUUCACUUGAUGAAAAUGAGUGCAGAGUGAUGAAAGGAAAUCCAACUAAAGGAGGACCACCUACUCAGAAAGGCUCGCUCAAGGGUCCAGGAUCUACAAGGAGCAGCAAGUCACCAGUUGAAUCAACUAAUGGCACAUCAAGCAGCCAGCUUUCAACCCCAAUUUCCAAGCAGUCUCCCAUCUCUACACCCACCAGUCCUGGAAGUCUUCGCAAGCACAAGGACCUGUACCUUCCACUGUCACUCGAUGACUCUGACUCGCUUGGAGAUUCGAUGUAGAGAGGAAGCCAGAGAAUGGAGAAGAAAAGCAAAAUCGAGUUCAGAAUCUCGUCUGCUGAAUGCAGUGCUAAAUUUGGUGCUGAAAACAUUCAAAACACCAAAAGGAAGUCAAAAAUAUCUUUCUUUCUUUCUUUCUUUCUUUCUUUCUUUCUUUCUUUCUUUCUUUCUUUCUUUCUUUCUUUUCCUAUUUUAUCUUGUAAAAGAAACACUGCCUAAUAAGUGAUUAGCUGCCUGGAAUGCAUUAAUGUAAUGUUUGGGUGAUGCACUUUUGCUUUAAAGUAUGCAGUGCCAUGAUUGUCCAGACCAACGGCUAUGCUGAUUGUUUUGUACUAAAAUCAAUUUCCAAUUACACAUGCAAAGUAAAGAUCUCAAAUUACUGAAUGCAUUUUACGAUGCUUGAGAAGACAUUUGGGUAAAUCAUGGGAGCAAACAGUUGACAGGUCGUAAUGCAACCAUAGACUGCACUAUAAAAAAUAAAAAGUGUAAUACACAUUGGGGUUAAUUUCAGAAGUUAAAAGUUGGGAGUAAAAUACAUUUUAUAAAAAUCACAUGUUCCAGCGCAGAAACCAAAUGCUGGUAUAGUUUAUUCAGAUUAUUAAAAAUGCUUUCACAAUGAAAAGCAGUCUUACUUUUUAUGGCGUACCUAAAUCUUCCUGUGGUGUUCCUUAUAUUUGAAUAAGCAUCCAUAACGUUUGGGACAGUAAUAACAACAGCAAGGUACUCUUUUUGAAUUAUCCACUUCCUUUUGUAUUCCUUUCUUCUGCCUGCGCCUGUUAAAACAGUAGGACAAAGCACAGAUCACUGUGAAUCUUUUACAAAAAUAAAUAACUUUGGAUGA